GGGUCUGGGGUGUGUCUGUGAUUGAUGCAUGGCAUGGCAUGUUAUGACGUUUAAUACAUAACCUAACAAAAUCAUCGGAAUAACAAUGUCUUUAAGUGUAGAAUUAAAUGAGAAUUACAUAUCGAAUUACAUUGAUUAUGAAGACUGGAAUAUGCUAAUACAGUAUUUGCACCCAAAAUUCGAAAUAACACUGAACGAUAUUACCGGAAAACACAAUCCCUUGAUGGUAUCACAGUCGGUGAUAAAAGUAUUGAGUACACUUUUAAAAGAGUUAGAUCACAAAGUAUCUUUAAAUGUUAACGUUGAUUUGUUGGGGGCCCUCAAGGAGUUAUUUCGGUCGUUACGGAAUUGUGUAGCUUUUAAUUCGGAUGUUCAGGCGUUAGUAUUGCAAGACCCUUAUUUGAUCAAUAGCACACGGGAUGUGCUAAACAAACUUUUAGACAUUAAUUACGGAAGCGAUUGUAUAGGAAUGGCAUUACAGUUUUUAAGCAACGUAGUGGCACGCAACAUUGAUGGCGCGACUGAGGUUUGGCAGAACCUUAGUCUUGUUAUUUUCAAGUUGUACAAAGGGGAUAAAUGCACCUAUAAUGCUGCUGCGCUUUUGUAUAACAUCUUGUACUUGAAAAAGGAUCUGAUUCCCUUAUGCGAAGAUAUCUAUGAGCACAUUGUAAAAUUGUGCAGCAACAGAGAUAUGACAAACUAUGACGUAUUCUUGUUGGAAUUGCUUAUACAGGACGAACACUUUUUUUCCUUUUAUGUUAGCUUCAAGCCGGAGUACAGGCUCACAGUACUAUCUUUAAUAGUGGAGAGUGAAUGUUUAAGUAAGGAUAAGCCGUUUGAAUUGAACUCCGAAAUUCCAGCAAUUAUUACGUCUCAAUUCAAACGAAAAUCAGACUGCAUACUGAAGACUGUAACGAAUUACGUUGAUCAAAUUGAACCCGAAGAAGUGGUAUUGUUAUUACAGAUUUUGGUGAAAUUGAGUGCCAAUGAGUUUUAUAGCAAAAAAUUGCAAUCCGAUCGAAGCCUACUUAUUAAUUGCGCAUUUUUAUUAAGAAGUAUUCACAGCUUAGGGAAAGAAUCUCAGAAUAACUUUACUGUUAUCUCGAAAUUAUCUGAAAUAAAUUAUAGUGACAGCGAUAUCAGUAAGGAUCCUAUAUUUGGCUUUAAGUCAAACAUAAUCAGAUUAUUGGGUAAUUUGUGCUGGAAACAUAAGCAGAAUCAAGAUGAGGUGAGAGAUUUGGACUGCAUUCCGCUACUUCUAGAUUGCUGCAAUAUUGAUGCCAGAAAUCCCUACAUAAUCCAAUGGACAAUAUUUGCCAUACGAAAUUUGUGUGAGAAUAAUCCCGAAAAUCAAGCAGUUAUCGCGUCAAUGAAUCAACAGGGAGUCGUCGAUUCCGCUACCUUACAAGAGAUGGGGCUAAUGUUGCAUGAUGAUGGUUCAAACAAAAUUUCGAUUGUACCUUUGGAUUCUCUAGCAAAAUAAUUUAUUUGUUGUCUGUUAUAUGUAUGAUUAAGUUUAUUUAAAUUCUAUAUAUUUAUGUGAACUAAAUGUUUUGUUUUAUAUGUAUAAUUAAUAGAAUUUAGUAGAAAGGAUGUAGGCAAAUUUAUUGUGGUAUUUGACUGUAGGAAAGUACAUAAGACUUUUAAUUAUUGUUAUGUUUGACAGUAAUUUAUGAUUUUAUUUGACGCUUAGAAUUAUUGCUAGUGGUUAAAAAAUAAACGAUUUACAGAAG
Messenger RNA from Photinus pyralis (common eastern firefly), 1733 nucleotides. RefSeq names its product ataxin-10. Gene Ontology annotation, biological process: neuron projection development. The transcript has 4 exons. Gene Ontology annotation, cellular component: cytosol. Bases 86 to 1483 code for a protein of 465 amino acids. NCBI's taxonomy places the organism in Eukaryota, Metazoa, Arthropoda, Insecta, Coleoptera, Lampyridae. The record is from RefSeq and is a predicted model, not a curated record.